AUGCGGCAAGCUAGCACCAAGACAGCUGGAGAAACCUCCUCACAUUACCAACUCGUUCCCCUUUUGAACUAUGGUUGUUCCAGCAACCCCAUUUCUCAGGAAGCCCUCAUGAUUCUCGGCAUGCUGCUCGGCGCGGGGUCGCUGCCGCGGAGGUGCGAAUCGUUUGAUAAGAUGAGAAAUUUGCAUCUAGCGACAGCACUUGAAAACUACAAAAGCCCCGAGAGGCUGGAUAAUUUAGACUUAUUUAUACUUGACGCAAGACGCAAUUUCGUGGCGGCGCUAGAAACUUUUGCGCUGCGACUGUACAGCCAGCAGGCGAAGAACGAGGCGAACAAUGGACUGAGGCUCUCAUCGCUCGCCCUGUCCUUUGGACUGUUCUGGGUCGGCACACUUUUCGUCUACGGCCUGUACUUUACAUUCAUCUACCCCUUUUACGUCUCGCCUACGCGACACCUUCCCACGGCGGGCGGGCGGCAUUGGCUCAUGGGCCACAUCCCUGAACUGUUCGGUGCAGCCCCCGGCGAGUGUUCCAGAACAUGGAACAAAACGGUUCCGCAUGACGGACUCCUCCGCUUCUUCAUGUUCUUCAACCAGGAGCGCCUCCUCGCCAUCUCGCCCAAGGCCGUCGCCGACAUUACCGUCGCCAACGCCUACGCCUGGGAAAAGCCUGGCUCCAUCCGCUCUGCGCUCAGCACCAUCACCGGCGUCGGCCUCGUCACGUCCGAGGGCGACGAGCAUCGUCGGCAGCGUCGCCACAUGCUGCCCGCCUUUAACUUCCGCCACAUCAAGGACCUGUACCCCGUCUUCUGGGACAAGUCGCGCGAGGUCGUCCAGUCCAUGACCAAGUCGGUCAACGGCGGCAGCGACAAGCUGUACGUCUCGCACUGGGCGUCGCUCGCCACGCUCGACAUUAUCGGCAUGGCGGCCAUGGGGCGCGACUUUUCAGCCAUUCGCGACCCGGAAAACGCGCUCGUCGCGCAGUACACUAGCGUCUUCGAGGGACAGUCCAUUCUGCGCGUGUUUCUCGUGCUCGGGCUGGUGCUGCCGCAGUGGCUGAUUGAAGAGAUUCCACUCAAAAAGAUUCGCGAGUUCCGGGAUGCGUCGCGGACGAUUCGCAGAGUGUGCCAGGAGCUGAUUGAGGAGAAGCGCGCCAAGCUGCAGGCGCAAAAGGCGGACAAGACGAAGCAGCCCGACGUGGACAUUCUGUCGAUUGCGCUCGAGAGCGGGCAGUUUACCGACGAGGGCCUGCAGAACCAGCUCAUGACCUUUUUCGCGGCCGGCCACGAGACGACGUCGGUGUCGCUGACCUGGGCCAUCUACGCGCUGUGCCUGAACCCUGCGAUGCAGACGCGGCUGCGCGACGAGGUGCGCGCGCACCUGCCGUCCGUCGACGACGCCUCGGCGGCGCUGACGAGCGUCGACUUUGACCGCCUGCCGUACCUCAACGCCGUCGUCAACGAGACGCUGCGGCGGUACCCGGCGGUGCCCGUGACGGGCCGCGUCGCCAUCCAGGACACGACGGUGCUGGGCGUGCCGGUCGCGCGCGGCACCCCCGUCACCAUCCCGCAGUGGGCCAUCAACGUCGACAAGAAGCUCUGGGGCGAGGACGCUGAGGAGUUUAACCCGGAGCGCUGGCUCGACAGCCGCGACGGCGCCACCACGCUCAACAACACUGGCGGCGCGAGUAGCAACUAUGCGCUGGCAACGUUUCUGCACGGCCCGCGCUCGUGCAUCGGCACGGCGUUUGCCAAGGGCGAGUUUGCGUGCCUGCUGGCGGCGUGGAUCGGGCGCUUCGAGUUUGAGCUGGUGGACAAGACGCUGAUGGACCCAGACAAGCUCAAGGUGAAGAGUGGUGUGACGAUUAAGCCGAUGGAUGGGCUGCACGUAGUUGCGAGGGUAGUGCCAGGGUAUUAG
This is a messenger RNA of Akanthomyces muscarius, 1914 nucleotides long. RefSeq lists its product as uncharacterized. The coding region runs from base 1 to 1914 and encodes 637 amino acids. The record is from RefSeq and is a predicted model, not a curated record. Gene Ontology annotation, molecular function: monooxygenase activity; iron ion binding; heme binding. The transcript is spliced from 7 exons. NCBI's taxonomy places the organism in Eukaryota, Fungi, Ascomycota, Sordariomycetes, Hypocreales, Cordycipitaceae.